Messenger RNA from Funneliformis mosseae, 204 nucleotides. The record is from the annotation of a GenBank genome assembly. Lineage: Eukaryota; Fungi; Glomeromycota; Glomeromycetes; Glomerales; Glomeraceae.
AUGUCUGACCUAAAGAGACUACUUUGUAAAUUCAGAUCCAAUUAUCAAGAUCAAAAGAUUACUACCAGAUACGUUGAAUCUACUAAGAAUUCAUUACCUUCUAAAGUAUACUGUGGACGUCACGCAGCUUGUAAGUAUCCACCUCCAUCAUCGAUAUGGAUAAUGAAGAGAGUAAAAAUGGAAAAGAUAAGGAUUACGUCAUGA